UGUCACCCAUCAGUGCCAGUCAGUGCCACAUAUCAGUGCUGCCAAUCAGUGUCACCUAUCAGUGCCAGUCAGUUGCCACUUAGUGCUGCCUAUCAGUGCCAGCUAACAGGGCCAGUCAGUGCCACCUAACAGUGCCAGUCAGUGCCGCCAAUCAGUACCAGUCAGUGCCGCCUAUCAGUGCCAUAUAUGAGUGAUGCCUUUCAGUGCCCAUCAGCGAUGCAUGUCAAUGCCCAUCAGUGCCACCUAUCAAUGCCUCCUCAUCAGUGCCCAUCAGUGCCACCUAUUAGUGUCCAUCAGUGCAGCCUCAUU
This is a messenger RNA of Staurois parvus, 309 nucleotides long. Lineage: Eukaryota; Metazoa; Chordata; Amphibia; Anura; Ranidae. The record is from the annotation of a GenBank genome assembly.